Molecule: messenger RNA, 618 nt
Organism: Filobasidium floriforme
Lineage: Eukaryota; Fungi; Basidiomycota; Tremellomycetes; Filobasidiales; Filobasidiaceae
Product: histone-fold-containing protein
Exons: 2
Coding region: 1-618 (205 amino acids)
Biological process (GO): regulation of DNA-templated transcription
Cellular component (GO): nucleus; CCAAT-binding factor complex
Molecular function (GO): protein heterodimerization activity; DNA-binding transcription activator activity, RNA polymerase II-specific
Source: RefSeq, a predicted model, not a curated record
AUGGACCUCGCCGAACGGGGGUCCGAUGGUUCGUCGGCUGGCGGGGGAGGGGUGACCUUUGCCACUGGGGAGGGGGGAGACGAGAAUGGUGCUGGAGGGACGAUCACGAAUACAACCAGCGGCAACGGGAACGCAAACGCGAACGGGACGCCAAAGGAAGAGUUUAAAAACUUCGCGUUACCACUGGCUAGGAUCAAAAAGGUCAUGAAGAGUGAUCCGGAGGUGAAGAUGAUCAGCGCCGAGGUGCCUGUGUUACUUGGCAAGUGCUGUGAGAUCUUUAUCGCCGAAUUGACGUCCCGCGCAUGGCUGGUCGCACAAUCGAAUAAACGGAGAACGUUGCAGAAAUCGGAUGUGGCGGCCGCAAUCGGGUACUCAGACAUGUUUGAUUUCCUGAUCGAUAUCGUCCCCCGAGAAGAGGCCAAGGGGGUGGGAAUGGAUGCAGAUGGUGGCAAGAACAACAAUACUAACAAUAACAAUAAUGUCAACAACGGUACGGGAGGUGCGGUCGGUGGAGUGACAGCGGCUGCAGUCACCGGAGUGAAGCGGAAAGCUGCGGGAGAUGCGGAUGACCAAGCGGGGACGAAACGACAGCGCGAAGACGAGGACGAAUCGAGUUGA